AGGUCGGACUCGUGUUGGAGACGGACCGGAAGCAGCGUGAAGUUACAGAAGUCUUCUGCGAAGCGUUGCACUAGGUCUGUGCUGUAGAGUUCUCAGCUGCUGUGUUUGUCUUCACUCAGAAGAAAGAUGCUUAGAAGUGCCUCAGCACAGAUCAUACGACAGGUGGUGAGGUACAGGAGUACAGACGCCAACCUCAUCCUGGAGAGAUCGAUAAACCGGGUGCAGCUGUUAGGCCGAGUCGGUCAGGACCCGGUGAUGAGACAAGUGGAGGGUCGAAACCCGGUUACCAUCUUCUCAUUAGCGACCAAUGAGAUGUGGCGAACUGGAGAAGGAGAGAUAAGCUCACCAGGUGACAUCAGCCAGAAAACAACGUGGCAUCGUGUGUCUGUGUUCAAACCUGGUCUGAGAGACGUGGCCUACCAGUACGUCAAAAAAGGGUCUCGGAUUCUAGUGGAGGGGAAGCUGGACUACGGAGAGUAUGUGGACAAGAACCAAGUCAGACGUCAGGCCACCACCAUCAUUGCAGACAACAUCAUUUUCCUGAGCGAUAAUGUGCGAGACAGAACCUGAUGGACUCUUCUCUUCCUCUUCCUCUUCGUCUCCACCAAACACCAAGACGACUUCUUUUUUGUAUUUUCUUCUUUAUACCAAAAUAAGACUUGAGCACAUCAAGUAAAGGAAGUGUUUUCACAAGACGCGGGGAUGGACAAGAUAAGCUGCAAUCAUGGUUCUGUGGCGCCUCCUGCUGUUGGAAAUGAAGACUUUGAGGCCUUGGGAGGAGCAGAAAUAGUCCCAACUGUAUUAAAUAUAGAUCUACUGAUUAUUAGUUUGUUGUAUGUGUACAUAGAAGUUACAAAUAACACAAGUUUCAUGUUUAAUCCAUCCAGCUUGUUCCAAGAUGCUUCUUCUGAAUCAUAACUGAUUUUGGGGGCUCUUUUGAAAAGUUGUAGCUCUGUUAAGAGCAGCUCUUACUUUUACUGUGACUCAUAAUAUUAUAGUUUUUGUUUCCUUGUGUCAGUAAAGACGGACUGCCUUUAUAAGCUGAAGCUGCUUCGUGGUGAGGAAGACAAAUUUACCCUGUAAACCUGUUUCACAAGGCCACCCACAAACAAUUCAAAUUCAGUCCUGCCUGCAGGUUAUUUUUCCUCAUCACAGCUUUCUGUUUAGUAAUCCUGGAGUUUUCUAGAGAAGAUGCAAAAAAAAUAAUUUUCAUUUCAAGUAGUUGCUGCCGAGGUAGACGCACAGAUUAGGUUGUCUUUUAUGGCUUAACACAAUCUCCUACAUCCUAAGUUAAAUAAAGCGUUCAUAAACUAACUGGAUUAUGUGAAAAGUGUAUCACAAAACUGAAAAUGGAGAUGUUUCUCCAUGCUCCUGAAAUAUUGAUGUUUUGCAGAUAGUGUUAAAAUAAGAUUAGUGAGCAAAACCAGUCUUUGGGUGUUUCUCUCUGAAACCGAAAAGCUUCACGUGUUGUUUUAUUUCUUGCUCAAGCAGAAAGCUGCUCUGUGAGAAGUACAGUGUCACCUCAAGUGUUGGAAUCCACCUGCAGUUUACACAUUUCGACUUGCCACACUUUCUUCAGAAGUGCCCGUAUCAUGUUUUGCCCUGUUUGAACUCAUAAAACAAAACAAAAAAAAAAAAGGCAUAAAAGUAUUUUCAUUCUCUUUCCUGCACCUCUCCUUAUAAAAAAAAGCUGUUUCACUGGAGGUGAAGGUGCAAAUCUCUGGAAGUCAAAAAUUAGAAGAGGACUGGAUUUCAUUUCUGCUGUUUUCCUGUUUAACUCCCUGAAUACUCUAUAGGCACAGCUGCAUGAUUAUGUGAGUAAUUUGAUGAAUGUUAUCAGUUUCAUUUGCUCUUAUUUUCUGCUCUGUCACUUGUCAGUUACACUUAUCUGGUGUUCAUUUCCUUCCUGCACAGUGACUGGUUGCUUUCAGUGCAGGACAUUUAUUUUUCAAAAUACUUAUGUACUUCCUACAGUUAAAUCAAAUUUGUUUAAAUUUUUAUUCAAAUCA
This is a messenger RNA of Archocentrus centrarchus (flier cichlid), 2009 nucleotides long. It is a transcript of the gene ssbp1, whose product is annotated as single-stranded DNA binding protein 1. The transcript has 7 exons. Lineage: Eukaryota; Metazoa; Chordata; Actinopteri; Cichliformes; Cichlidae. Gene Ontology annotation, biological process: mitochondrial DNA replication; positive regulation of helicase activity. Bases 127 to 570 code for a protein of 147 amino acids. Gene Ontology annotation, cellular component: mitochondrial nucleoid. Gene Ontology annotation, molecular function: single-stranded DNA binding. The record is from RefSeq and is a predicted model, not a curated record.